This is a messenger RNA of Drosophila santomea, 1372 nucleotides long. RefSeq lists its product as uncharacterized. The record is from RefSeq and is a predicted model, not a curated record. Bases 45 to 1295 code for a protein of 416 amino acids. NCBI's taxonomy places the organism in Eukaryota, Metazoa, Arthropoda, Insecta, Diptera, Drosophilidae. The transcript has 2 exons.
AAAGUAUUCCGAAUAGUCGUCGAUUGCGAGACCGCGAACUUAAAAUGCCCGAUAGCCUAGAUACAGAACAAUUCAAUGCCGAUGAGUUGGAGGCUCCGGCAUGGCUGAAUGCCCAGUUUAUUGCUGAAGUUCUGAGGACCAGCGAAAAGUGCCCGGAACUGGAGGUAACCGAUAUUAAAAUCACGCCCGCGAGUGCCCAAGGAGAUCACUACGCCAGCAUAAUGUUCCGCACUACCGCUGAGUACACCACUUCGAAGGGAGAGUUCUCCAAGCCCCUCAUCAUUAAGACGAUGCCCGAGGAGGAAGGACACAAGAAGGAAUUGCUCAGCGGCUCACACUUAUUUGACACCGAGGUUAGAUCCUACACCACAGCUCUGCCAGAGUUUGAGAGAAUCCUUCGGGAGGCAGGGGACGAUACCAAGCUAUUUGUGCCCUGUAUCUAUCACAGUGUGGAGCCAAGGCAGGUGAUGAUAUUCGAGGAUUUGGUGCCGCAGGGAUACUCCGUCAUCCGAAAGCGUCCAAUCACCCAGACCGAAUUAGAAACAGUUUAUGCCAAACUGGCCAAAUGGCACGCUGUUAGCAUGAAGCUCUUGAAUGAGCAGCCGGAUCUCUUGAAGGACUUCAAGUAUGGAAUGAUGGAAAUGCCAACUAUUUUGAAUGAUCCAAUGGUUACUACUGGAAUGGACAAUUUCUUGAAAAUGCUGGACCAGAUACCUGAACUUACAAAGUACAAGCCACACUUUGAGAAAAUAAAAGGGGACCUCAUAGAGCGCAUGGGGAACGUGAUGCUGGAGCAUCGAAAGAACAUUCAACCCGAUGGAUACUAUGUGAUGUGUCACGGCGAUUUCCAUCUGCGGAAUAUGAUGUUCAAGAAUGAUAGGGAGGUCAUGUUCAUUGAUUUCCAAGCCUGUAACCUGUGUCCCAUUACAAUCGACUUGAAAUAUUCGUUGUACAUGCUCAUGGAGCCGGAGCAGCGAUGGGAUCUCGGAAAGGAUCUUAUUAACUAUUACUUCUCGGUUCUGGAGGACACCUUAAAGAAAGUGGGCUACAAGGGCGAGAUGCCCACCAAUGAUGGCCUAUGGAAGCAAAUUUACCGACACAAGUUUUAUGACUUUUUCCUUCUAACCACUUUCCUGCCACUAUUUGUGGCCAUUAAGGCGAAUGAGUUUAAAGUAAACGAAAUACUUCAAGAUCCGAAGGUCAGACAAAAAUCCUAUCUAAGUGAAAUUUAUGUUCGAGAUGUCAAAAAGCUUUUGCCCAAAUACGAAGAACUUGGAUACUUUAACAAUCUCUGAAUUUUUGCAUUGAUAUUCCUCAUGCUUUUAUAAACAUGCGUACCAUUCCAAUUUAGAAUUCCUUUUUUUAAAAUCAA